AUGCUGGCCAACUUGGCGAGACGCGCCCUCGCGCGACCGUGCGUCGUUUCCGCGUCUCGGGUUCCCGUCGCGAGGCGGUUCUCCGCGGAGGUUGAGGGCGAAGACGGGGAGAAGCCGAGCGAGGUGGCGAUCUUCAUGAACGCGAUCGGCAUCGAGGGGCACGACGAGAAGUUCGCCGACCUGAAGGCGCUGCUGCACGACACGAAGACGGAGAAGCUCAAGGAGUUUGGCAUGAGCGUCCAGCAGCGGAAGAAGCUGCUGAGUCACGUGGAGAAGUACAAGCGCGGGCUGUGGGCGCCCAAAGAGCUCCGCCGUUAA
This is a messenger RNA of Micromonas commoda, 318 nucleotides long. RefSeq lists its product with no specific name. The record is from RefSeq and is a predicted model, not a curated record. Lineage: Eukaryota; Viridiplantae; Chlorophyta; Mamiellophyceae; Mamiellales; Mamiellaceae. The transcript has a single exon. Bases 1 to 318 code for a protein of 105 amino acids.